Messenger RNA from Columba livia (rock pigeon), 1896 nucleotides. It is a transcript of the gene TMEM200B, whose product is annotated as transmembrane protein 200B. The coding region runs from base 184 to 1455 and encodes 423 amino acids. The record is from RefSeq and is a predicted model, not a curated record. The transcript is spliced from 2 exons. Lineage: Eukaryota; Metazoa; Chordata; Aves; Columbiformes; Columbidae.
CGUCCCGGCGGCGGCGAGCGGGGAACCGGGAGCUGAGAAGCGGCUGCCCGCUGCCUCCCGCCGCUCCAUGGCCCCGGCCGCGGCGGCGGAGCCCAGCGCCCGCCGCCCCCGGGGGAGCGGCCCCGGCCCCGGCGGGAGGCGAACGGCUCGGCGGCCGCCGGAAGAGCGGCUGAGCCGGACACGAUGACUGCCGAGAGCACCAAAACCAAUGGACCCGUGCGGGAGCUGGAGACGGGGGGGACCAAACCGCCAGUGCCCCCCGCCCCGCCGCGGCGCCGGGGACGCCGGCUGCGGCGCAAAUCACCGCCGGAGGUCCCGGUGAAAGGGCAGCUCCGCAUGCGCUCGCCGUCAGGAGCCUUUGUCAUGGUGGGCAUCUCGGUGGUGCUGGUGGGCAUGACCAUCGCCGUGGUGGGCUACUGGCCCCACCGGGGACCCAGUGGCACCGGGGCCAGCGUGGGGAACACCAGCAUCGUGGGAGACAUGAGGAGGGAGGUGGCUGCUGGGCGACACGUGCCCCACAGUGAGAAGCUCAAGCUGAUCGGCCCCGUCAUCAUGGGCAUUGGACUCUUCAUCUUCAUCUGCGCCAACACCAUGCUGUAUGAGAACAGGGACAUGGAGACCCGCAGGCUGAUGCAGAAAGGGCUCUACUCCAUGGCGGGGGGUCUCCCUGAGGGGACCGGCCCCGGGGACGGUCAUUGCCAGCGUGGGGACGGCCAGCCCGUCCCGCAGGCCAGCACCGAGUGCGUGGAGGGCUGCUACCAGGUGGAUCUCUCCUGCCAGCCCUGCCUUGGUCCUGACGGCAAGUGGUCCAACUGCUACGGCUCCAACAGGCUCCAGACCACGGCCGAGCUCCUCCGGCACCCCGCAGCGUCCCCUGCCGCCUCCCUCCUCAGCCUCCGCUCCGGCGCCUCCGCCGAGGCCAACCUCAGCCUCUCCCACCGCGCUGGGGCCGAGUGCCUCAUCUCCUCGGCUGUCGGGGCCUUGGCAUUGCCCGUCAUCAAGCUCAACAACUGUUUGCUGGACGCGGCGGCGCAAGGGCCUGGCAAGAAGGCAGAGGAGGCUCCUGCUGGUCCCCUUGCUGAGGCACUGCAGCUCUCCCAGGCUCCACUCUCCAGUGGUGCCAACAUCAUGCCCGGUGGCCAGGACCAUGGUGGUGGUGGCCAUGUCAUCAUCAACGUGGACGGCGGCUGCCCCAGCGUGGAGCUCAGCCUGGACGCACAGCUCCACACCCCGGGACACUCCAAGUCCCUGGACCUGGGCCGGCCAGGGGGGCUGCUGGUGGCCCCCAUGAAGGACCGUAAGAACCGGAGCUGGCCCCGGCUGGACCACCUCAGCCUGGUGGGUUAUGCCAAACUGGAAAGUGCUGGCGAGUCCUCAGACCGGCUGCUGGAGCCCAGCGAGCCCCGGCCCAGCUCCUGGGCCGUGGGGAUGGAGCCGGGGGGCACGCGGGUCUGAUGUCCCUAUGGCCUUUGGGGACUGUGACAUUACUGUCCGUCAUCCCAGCCCCCAGCACCCACCAGCGACCCUAGAAUCCACAGCCAGGAGAGGUUUGGGGGAUGCUUCUAAGCAGGUGCCAAGAGGGAUGUCCCAACGUGCGGCAGCGGGGGGACGACUCACCUGGGUGGGGUGUUCUUGAUGACUUCCCGGUGGAUGCCCUCGGCCUUGCAAGCCCUUUUCCAUGGAGCUCUUGCUUUGGGACCCAACACAGACUGUGGGGUGGGGACAUGGGGGCAGGCGAAGCCCCACCGGCUCCUGCAGCACUUUAUUUCAGCAGGGUUGGGGCGGGGGGAUGUUUUGAGGGGGUGGUGUUCCCUUGUCAAGCCUCAACCCACUGGGAAAUUUGCUUGAUCGGAACACGUAAGCCCAACGGGGCUAUUAAAUAUUAUCUUGAUGCCA